Messenger RNA from Oryzias melastigma (Indian medaka), 5070 nucleotides. RefSeq names its product coiled-coil domain-containing protein 9B. NCBI's taxonomy places the organism in Eukaryota, Metazoa, Chordata, Actinopteri, Beloniformes, Adrianichthyidae. The transcript is spliced from 13 exons. The record is from RefSeq and is a predicted model, not a curated record. The coding region runs from base 260 to 1900 and encodes 546 amino acids.
CUGCAGCCUGCUGACUGCACUGGGAUGUUUGGGAUUCUCUGCAUAAGUGUAACUGAGCUUUGUAAUGAGCGCUCCAACUGUGGCACAAGGGUGGAUGUGUUGUGUCCUAAUGUAGAAGCCAGGGUGCUGAAAGCCUUCUCCUUCAAAGAAGGAAUUUUUUUGGGAAAGCAUUUGAAACAAUUUUGAAUUAGAGACACGUUAAACCUGUGUUUAAAAAAAACUAAUUUCAAUUAAUUAUUAUUUUUUUUAUUUUUAUGAAAUGACAUGUUUUUCCUUCUCCCAGACGACUGAUGACAUGAAACCCAAGCGAGAUCAAGAGAGGGAUCUAGAGCUGGACAAAAAGAUCGAGGCCCUCCGCAGGAAGAAUGAGGCUCUCAUGAAGAGGUACAAGGAGGUGGAAGAGGACAGAAAAAAGGCGGAAAAGGAGGGAAUGGCUCUGCAGAGCCGGAAGGGAAAAGCUGAUGAUCUCACCAUCACGAUCAGCAAGUCUACCAGCGACAGCCGUGUGGUGGUGACAAAGCCAUCCGGCUGCGAGUCACCAGCUGCUCAAGGACAGCAGGGGGCUGAGUCUGACAGGGGCGGGGCGACCCCCACACAGGCGGCUGAGCCGGGCCAGACGAGGCAGCUGACGGUCACCAUGGCUGGCAAAAAGGGAAAGAGGGUGGUGCGGGAGAAGCCGGAGAAGAGAUCGGACUCAGCAGACAUCAGGAACCCCACGAAGGACGGACAGGCCAGGCGAGUGGAGUCAGCGAGGAGGAGGAAGCAGCCGCCCCCCACCACCAAGAGAGAUGCAGCAGCAGAAGCAGUCCAGGAGGAGGCAAAACAAGAGCAGAGGGAGUCUGAGGAGCUCAACAACAUGUCAGAGCAGUGCCAGGAUCCUGAAAACCAACAGGGCGUCUUAGACCUCAACAUCCCCACAUCAAGAGAAGAGCAUGAAGAAUAUCUGCGCUGGAAGAGAGAGCGUGAGCAGAUUGAUAAAGAGCGGGUGGCUCGCCAUAAAAAUGCUAAAGGCCAGUGGAGGCGAGCAUGGGACGUGGACAAAACUGAGAACAUGUUUGCAGGUAAAUCCCUUCCUGAUGGAGAGUGGGGGGCUUCCAGCAGAGGUGGAAGAACUCCAAGAAGAAAGGCAGGCAGUGACCUCAGAGGUCAUGAGAAGCGAGGCAAAGACAAGGCAGCUAAAAACGUGCUCGUGAUGAGCAGCAAAGCCAAAGGCAAAGAUCGUCUGACGGGGCGAGCCCGGAGGUGGCAGGCAAAUGAAGAUGGUGAAAACCCCCAGACUACUGAAACGACGUUGGAAGAGUUCCUUGAAGAACUGGACGCUCUCACAAAAGCUGAUGGAGAAGAACCGAAAGAUCCAGACUCGACGGCAAAGGUGAGCCCAGAUCCAGAGAGUCUACCUGAAGAAGUGGUCUCAGCUGACGGCUUGGGAGAGUGUCCCCCCGCUCAGGCGAAACCAGAAGUCUCGUCCCCUCGGGGGUCAGAAAAGAGGGUGCGUUUCUCGGAAGAGCUCAUCCAGAAGCCUCCCGUGAAGCAGAAAACAGCCUCCCAGGAGAGCGGCGGGUCAGAGUCGAAAGGCUCGUUAAACGCUUCCUCACCCAAAAAGAUUAGGUCUGAAGGUCAAAGGUCACAGCCGCGAGUUUGCCAGAACAGCGAGGCUGGACCAUCAUCUCCAUCACCUGACACUGAACACACUAAAAACGAGAGCAAACCUGCUGAAAAAGCCAAAGCUGCACCGCAUGAGGGCUCCCUCCAGCCUGUAGAGCGGACGAACAUCAGCAACACAAACACAGAGAAACUACUAGACUCCGGUCUGUCUGUUCUGAGCAAGGAGUCAGGAGAAAGCCACCCCACACACACCACCAGCAGUGACAAGGCGAGGGAGCACGGGAAGAUUGUGUGACAUUUUUUUUUUUUUGAGGAUGAACUGUAAAUACAAAAAUCAAAACACCACGUUUGGACGCUUUUGGCUCCAGUGGCUUUCGAGCAGAACCUCGCUUUUUCCCUGCUGUGCUGUCUCGUUCAAUAUAAUUAGCAAACAGGAAAGGGGAUCGUUUUGGAAUUUUUUUCUUUCCCAUCCAAGCACUUUAUGGGUAUACAAGUUGGUGUACUGACAUGUUUUUAGUAUGUAAGUAUGCUGCUUGAGUGCAAUAUCACUGAAUGUUUACAUUGUACAGACAUUUUAAAGUACCUGCAAUGGGGCUAGCUGAUCAGUUUAUACCUUAGGUGACAAUAAACUAAAGCCACAGUCCAAUUAUUUAGUGCCUAAAUCUGCCUUAGAUAUCUUUAAAAUUAUGUCUAUAUAGCUUGGUUGCAGACACACACGAGUCUUCAUAUUUAAAAGAAAGUACUUCCUCUUUAAAUUUAAGUUAUUUUGGUCAUAAUGUACAGUAAAAUUAAUUUUCUAGUUCACAAUGUGGAAGAAAUAGCAGCUUGUAAAAGACUUUUGGGACAAACUAAAUUUAGUGUGUUCUAAGGGUUGACAGAAAUGUUUUUAGGCAAUAAAAUCCUUAGAAAAUGACAGUUUUUCCUUCUAGUUUAUUUUUAAAGGGCCUAUAUCAUGUAAAAUCAACUUUUUUGAGCUUUUAACUGUAUUAUAAUGUUAAUUCCUCAUGAAAGCUGUAUUUUUGCCCCAUUCACUUGAGCACCAGCCCCUCCCAAUCUACAAAAAUACAGACAAGUGACAACAGCCCCUUCCAGGAAGAGUCUACCUAGCCAGCUCCGCCCCCAGGCUAACACAUACACACACACUUUUUACCACAUUUUUAUUUUAUAUGCACAUCCACCUUUGAAAAAGUUUGGAUGUCGUUUAUUUUCAUGAUGAAAUACAGACACUGUGAUGAGGCCGGCUCUAGGAUGACGUUAUGAAGUGAGCGGCACUCACAAGGAGCGAAAGGCGGAGCCUCUGAGAUCUGGGUAGGAAAAGAGCUAGCAAAAAUAACUCAUUGAACAUAAGUUCUUUAGUGUGCCAAAGGUAAUAUAUUAUCAUAUUUAUGGAUAUAGUUCACCCAGAAAAGCUUAAAAAUAGCAUGAUACAGGCCCUAUAAAGCGCUGGUUCACAACCCAAGUUGUUCCAGGGCGUAAACUUUGUCAAUCGUGUUUUAGUUUGUUUUAGAUUAGCUGUCUAUGUUUGUUGCAGCUUUCUUAGGUUCUAUCCAAGUAGUUCAGGUCCAAACUUUGACUCAAUUUGCUUGACUACAAAAACAUGUGACAGCAGAAUUUUUUUUUUAUGUACAGAGGAGUUUGUGUCACACCCAGUGACUUCAUGGUUCUUAAAGGCAACCCCAAAUGAUCACACUUGACAGCUUGUUUAAACUAUUACAAGUUUUAUGGCCAAAUCUCUCCAAUCUGUGCAUCAUUUUUAAAGUUGUGUGGUUUAAGAUGCAACUUUGCAGACUUCAGUGAUGUUUUCAAGGAGACUUUCUAGACAAGCCAUAUUCAUUCAGACUUCUUUUUUAUUAUUAUUUUGGACUUUUUUUGAACACACCCAUGAGCUCGUCUCCUCCCUCUUAUUGGAUGUCCCAUCGCAGCAAAGUACACAUUUUCAUGGGCUGUAUGAAGUGGAGGGUAGCAAAUAAUCAACUAAUUUGAUUCACAAGAUUAUCAGCAGCUGACCGUAUGCUCUUAAUUCUGUUUAGAAACAGCAUUUGUGUGUUUUUGUCCUCCUUGGCCGAUUUUAAACUCAUCAGAGGUUAAUGGCGCAGUGUUCGUUCCCCAAGCGUCAAAACACGCAAAUAUUUGGUUUUUAUCUGUUAAAAAAUCACAAAAUUGCACAGGAAUUACAUUAUACCGAUUAAUCUUUCAGCAUUAGUGAAUGAAUAACAGCCAAUCAGUGUUUUGCUAAAGUGCAUGUUUGAAAAAAGACAGUAAUUAUUUUAAACUGUUCCCCAAUAUGACUACUAAUAUAUGUGUAUACAAUACAUAGAAAUUGCAUUUUGCAUCUAAAGUUAAUAAAAAACCCACAAUAGCUUUACUCUCUACGAGGGUGAAAUUUGCAAAACAUCUUGUAAAAUUAAAGUAUAUUUUUCACUUUUUUGUUAAACCAACUCCAAAGCACUUUGCCUUUAAAAUAAUGUCAUAGCAAUGGUUUGAAGUUAAAAACAAGCUUAACUCAAUUAACUCAACCUAGAGUAAUCAUUUCGCGAGUGACCCCUUUAAUGCUCCCUAAAGCACAGCUUUUCUGUUUUAAUGGAAAAUAUCCUGUCUUCCUGGUGUUAUUUUCAGCAGUUUUUCUGCUACUGAAUGUUGUAACAAUCUAUUAUUUAUUUUCCAUUGAGACUUUUGGCUCCUGUGGAAAAAAAAUGACUCAAGUGUUUAAAAAUUGAUCAUUCGGGUCCGUCCAGCUUCAGUCUUUUACGAACUCAGAUGCAAUUCCCCUUUGGCACUGUAUUAUAACUGCAGCUAAUGCAUAUUUUUUAACCAUUUCUCUUGCGUAAAUGAAGAAAGUUGUGCCUUGCUUAUUGGUUUCUUCAAUUUUGAAGGUUUACUUAAGUUACAUGAUUUGUGUCAUGUCUGUUUUAUGUAAUGCACUGUUUGUUUGUUUUGUUUUUGCCUGCUAAUUGAAGGACUGAUUGUUUCUACUUGACAUGUAUGGAUUUAUUUGUAUUUAUUCUUUACCUUUUUGGUUUUACCGUAUUUUAAGAAAAGUCCUUGUGAAGGUUUGUGGCUUUCACGAUUACGUAAUGCACCGACCUGCUGGGAGGCCUAAUGGCUUCCACUGACGUUUAUUGGAAUCACACUGACAAAAACUGGGACGUUUGGAUUCAGGUAAUAUGUGGUAAAAUAACAAGUAGGGGCCUUACUUUCUGUAUAAAGCAUUAGUUUGAAAACAUGACCUCUGAUGCCUUUGAAACUCUGAAUUUGAUGUAUUUAAAUGGAUUUUAGCAGCAUUUUUAGGGAUGUAGUUUUUGCAGCAUUACCUUCAUUGAAUGUCCUAUAUAAGUGUCCAUGCUCCACCUGUGUGGAUGAAUUUGUUCAGGUGUGAUCUCUGCUGUGUGGAAUCUUCAUUUGCAUCGGAGCAAAUAAGAAGGAGGCCCACAGAACGCCAAUAAAAACUCUCAGUAUUUCAAAAAA